AUGUCAUCUCCGUCAGUGCAAUGCUUGCUUGUGCAUUUGGGGCCGGGGCUGGUCGCAGAUCCGGUUCUCAUCGUAGCAUUGACAGGCAACACAAGACUCAUUAGAGAGGCAAAAUCAACUGGCUUCGGUGCGAGGCUCAGCCGUCAGUCGUUCGUUUUUCUUAGCGCCGGUGGUUCGACGAGGAGCCACAUGUCGGACCCCCGGCUGUGGGAGGAGAAGAGCAUGGCAGCUCCUGGGGUGCAGCACAAGUGCGAGCAUCGUGGGCGUCAUUCAGCAGUUUGGCAUGACCGCAUUGGCCGAGUGAUGGCAAGAGAGGGCGAAGAGGGCAAGGAUGGCCCCUGUCAUCACAAUGGGGGCGUUUGA
Molecule: messenger RNA, 363 nt
Organism: Trichoderma harzianum CBS 226.95
Lineage: Eukaryota; Fungi; Ascomycota; Sordariomycetes; Hypocreales; Hypocreaceae
Exons: 1
Coding region: 1-363 (120 amino acids)
Source: RefSeq, a predicted model, not a curated record